AUGAGCAGCAUCGACUCCCUCCUCAACCCCGACGCUGGCCUCCGCCGCCCGUCUGUCACCAGCCCGACCGCGACGCCUGCCGACGACGCUGCCGAUGCCCUGACGACACUGGCAACUUUGGGCAGCGGGCAGCAGUUCGUGCCCGCCCCGACGCGCGAGCUGCCCUCGCCAACUGCCUCAUCCCACGCGCCGCGACGCACCAGCAGCUUCGGUUCCCACCACGCGCCUGUAGAGCCCUCGCCACCCCUCGAACUGCCCCAGGCUCGCUCGCCGACCCUGGAGCACUAUCACCAUGGGUCAAAUUCGCCAGAAGAGCAAAAGCGACGGCAAUCGCUGCUGUCGAGAACAUCGCCCGCCCCAGUGCUCGCGCCUAUACAAAAUUUGUCCACAGCCCUGCAAGAACAGACCCAAGACGAGAAGGCGUCAACACCUAUCGGCGAAGAUCUGCCUUCACCGCAGCCUUUCAUCAAGGACGAACCCUCUGGCACACCACGCGAACACACACCUGCAGUCAUUGCUUCUCAAUCCGAGCGACAAGGUUCUACGGAAGAUGGCGCAGCACGGUCAGUCACGCCUACCUCGAGGAUACCAAAGUCGGCCAGCAGGGCUAUGAAGAGGGGCUCGCAUGCCGGCACACCCGCUCCUGGAUCUCCACCCGCACAAGACCGAUCCGACGAUGAAGGCGAUUCAUCUGAAGACCACAACCUGUACUGCAUCUGUAAGAAACCGGACAAUCACAAGUGGAUGAUUGGGUGCGAUGGCGGUUGCGACGACUGGUUCCAUGGCGACUGCGUAAACAUGAAACAAGCGGAUGAGCAACUAGUCGACAAGUUUAUAUGUCCUCAGUGCGAGGAGAAUGGCAGGGGCAACACAACAUGGAAGCCAAUGUGCAGGCGGGAAGGCUGUCGAAAGCCUGCCAGGGUAGGGAAGGACCGAGAAAGCAAGUACUGCUCUGACGAUUGCGGAGUCCUCUUUAUGCAAGAACAGCUUCAACGGACAGCAGGAGCAAAAGGCGCCAAUGGAACAAAGGAAAAAUCUAAGAAGAAAAAGAGAGUCGAGGAAGAAGAAGAACCAACCCCUCUUGGCGGCACCCUCCGAGCCAAAGACCUCAAAGCCCUUGUCGACGCCUCGCCAAACAUCCAAACCUUCAAGAACCUAGGCACCGGCGUUCUCACACCUCCACAAACCGCUUCGCCAUCCCGCGCAACCUUCCCCGCCAACGGCGAAGACCUUUCCCUUACCGCUGGCGAGAUCGAACGUUUGACCGCCCUUCACAAAGAGAAGACGCAACUCAAAGAUCGGCUAGAGGUACUCAAAGACCGCGAGAAGUUUGUCAGCAUGGCCAAGGAACAAGCUGUUCGCCUCGCCGACCGCGAGAAGAUCAAGAUGAAGGAUUUCUGUGGUUACGACAGCAGAUUAUCAUGGUCCGAUGCUGAGUUCCUACUUUGGCGGAAUAGCAAACACGGCCGCGCUGCCUUCCACCACUCCACCCUGAAUCCCACCCCAGAACAGAUUUCUUCGACGCCGACGCCUGCGGACGGCGCGGAUGCAAUGGACAUUGAUGGUGGCGUAGAUGGAGAGGAGAAAGACACAGCCUGUUUGAAGAAGCGCUGCCAGAAGCAUCCUCAGUGGCAGAAGCUUAACCUGCAAGAUGCCAGAUUUGAGGAAUUGGAGGUUGUUGAGGCGAUCAAGGAGUGUGAGAAAGAUGAGCGAUCCGUACGGGAUCGUGCGAGAAGAAGAGGCGCAAAGGAUGGUUUGGCGAAAGAACUCACUGGUGGCGAGGACGGGACCAAGGUGGAGAGGAAUAGGGAUGGAUGGGUUGAGGUUGUUGGUUCGUGACUGACAUGACCUCGAUCGAUUGUUCUUGUCAAUGGAUGGACGAUAUUGGAACGGAAUGAAAAGCUUGGAUAAGGCAUAUACCCCCCAUUCCUUUCGAUGCGGUAUCUAAAUAUUUGGGCGUUUUUUCUUGGAGGUUAUGGGAAAAAUUUAGCGACAACGCUUUGGGCAACUCAUGGUUCUUCGCGACUCACAAACUUGGUUAUACCAUUCAUAUCGGAUAGCGAUUUCUCAUAGUUAGUGUUAGUAUGGUUUAAUGACUAGGC
This is a messenger RNA of Alternaria alternata, 2102 nucleotides long. RefSeq lists its product as hypothetical. The transcript has 3 exons. Gene Ontology annotation, biological process: positive regulation of DNA-templated transcription. Bases 1 to 1839 code for a protein of 612 amino acids. The record is from RefSeq and is a predicted model, not a curated record. Gene Ontology annotation, cellular component: Set1C/COMPASS complex. Lineage: Eukaryota; Fungi; Ascomycota; Dothideomycetes; Pleosporales; Pleosporaceae.